Molecule: messenger RNA, 1293 nt
Organism: Macrosiphum euphorbiae (potato aphid)
Lineage: Eukaryota; Metazoa; Arthropoda; Insecta; Hemiptera; Aphididae
Source: the annotation of a GenBank genome assembly
AUGAUGACUGACCAGAAUUCGGCGGUACUUGAAGUGUCUGUCGAAGAAAAAGGCGUUACUCCAACGCCUCAGACCCUUCUAAACGAUGCAUCUACGUUAGUGUCAUUUCCAACAAACACCAAUGACUUUCAACUCAAGUUGGACUUUCGACGUGACAUUCAAGUACGGGUUGACAAUCCACAAAAGAUUGUUGAACCGUUGGAGACUUACAUCACAUAUAGAGUAUCUACAAAGGCGGAUAGAACAGAUUAUCCACACAAGGAAUAUGUUAUUCGCCGGCGUUACAAUGAUUUUGUGUGGCUGAGACAAAACAUUGCUGUUGAAUAUCCUGAUCGAAUAGUGCCCCCUUUACCAGCAAAACACACAAUUCUUGGUCAGUUAGACAGGUAUUCAAAAGAAUUUGUCACUUGCCGUAUGGCAUUGUUGGAGCGGUUUCUGUCACGUUUAGUUUGCCAUCCUAUUCUCACAGAAGAUAAACAUCUCAGAGUUUUUUUGACUGCGAAUGCUACAGAGUUCACUACAUAUAAAAAACGUGGAACAGGACUACUAAGACGUAUGUCAAACAGCUUAAAUACCAUUUCUGUGUCAUAUAAUUCAAGGCAGGUAGAUUUUGAGUUUGAUCCCAUUAGAAAUCAUCUCCAUGGCCUAUCUGAGAAGUUAGCCAUGUUAGAAAAAGUAGCUCAGAGAAUCCACAAAGAAAGAAAAGAACUGUGUGUGGAAUCUCACCAACUUGGAGCAGCAUUUAUUGAAUGGUCUUCUAAUGAACAAUCUGUCUCUGUUGCACUAUCCCGCAUUGGCCAUACUAUCACUGCCAAUAGUUCGGCUUUACGUCAUAAUUUAAUAUCUAAUUUUAUAAGUGACUGGGCACAGCCACUGAAGGAUUAUGUUAGCUAUAUAGAAUGUGUCAGAGAAACACUAGGUAAAAGAGAUGCACUGCAAAUACAGUAUGAACAGUCUCUUAUGGAUUUGGAGAAGAAAAAGGCUGACAAAGAUAAGGUAACUAACGAUGAAAAGUCAUUAAUGUCAUUCUGGACGAAAUCAGAAAUGGAUAAAGAGGAAAAAAUAGAAAAGAUGAGUCAAGUUAUCCCAAAACUAGUGUCAGCUGUCGAAGCUAAUCAAGAACGGUUGGAUGUCUGUAGCGAUGUGUUCAGGCAAGAGUAUGGGUUAUGGAAGUGCCAAAAAAAAGCAGACUUCAAAAGUAUGCUAACUGCCUUAGCUGAAAGCCAUAUACAGUAUUAUCAACAUUGUGCUGCGUCUUGGGAUUUAGUCUUCAAACGCAUGGCGUCGGAAUAA